Molecule: messenger RNA, 2163 nt
Organism: Rotaria socialis
Lineage: Eukaryota; Metazoa; Rotifera; Eurotatoria; Philodinida; Philodinidae
Source: the annotation of a GenBank genome assembly
AUGCUUGCACAUAAGUAUUGGCGCUAUUUCAAUCAAAGUGAUGUCAAUCAUAAUCAUCCGUAUUCAGUUCAUCUUGAUGUUUUCGCUCUUAACAAGAACAACACUGUAAGAGAAAUUGGCUCUUGGCAUUAUCUAAUCUAUUUCGACUAUCUACCAGCUUUUCGCUUGGCUGUCGUAUUGAAAUUCCCAUCUUGGCUAGGGAAUACAACACUUGAUCCUUGUUCUAAUAAAUAUUGUAAUGAGAAUUCCACUUGUCUUCCAGUUUUCAACCACCACAACUCGCAUUAUUGUUCUUGUAAAAGUGGUUACUAUGGAAUAAAUUGCAGUAUGUACACGCCUCUUUGUGAAACAUAUUGCUCAGUCAAUUCGUUUUGUCGGCCUGAUGAUUCUGAUCGACAAGCGAAAGAAAAAGAAUUUUAUUGUAUCUGCCCAUUGGAUCAUUUUGGACCACGUUGCAAUUUGAAAUACGACAAUUGUGAUCUCAAUCCAUGCUUGAACAACGGAACUUGUUUUUCAAAAUAUGACCCAAAUGGUGAAAAUUCCUAUAUGUGCCACUGUUCAGAACGAUUCCAUGGACAUCAAUGUCGAGAUGAGAAGAUGUCUAUUUAUAUCAAUUUGAACAUGACGAAAAUGCUGAUCGCUCGUGGAACUGUUGUUCAACUUUAUUCAUAUUUCCCAACUGGCUUUCUGCUUAUCGCAUAUCAGAAAAGCUAUAUUGGAUUGCCAUCGGCAAUUAGUUUCUACCAUCGUAGUGACUAUGCACCUCCACUUGGAGUUCUCAAAAUUUACGAAGAUCUAUCACAUCCACAAUAUUUUCUCAUAUACUUUUGGAGAAAUCAAUCAAAGAUUAAUAUCACAUCAUCUCCACAACACUGUCCACAUGCAUCAUUACUAUUCUCUGAAGGAAUCAAUCCAUCUGUUUCGGCCGUCUUCAACUAUCAUCACAUCUGUCACAAUAAUACUCAACGUGUCUGUUUUCGAGAUGAAAAUUAUUUUUGUAUUUGUCAACAAGAUCACUAUCGUGCUGAAUGUUUCAUGCUCGAUAUUGAACAUGAUUUUUGUUACCAAUGUUUGUCUGGAGGAAAAUGUCUUCAAGGUGAUCUAGAAGAUCCCAACGACUUCAUUUGCCUUUGUCUCUCUUGUCAUCAAGGACAUCAAUGUGAAUUUAGCAUGCAAGCAUUUGGUUUUACUCUCGAUUCGUUUCUUGUCAACUACUCAAAAGAAGUAAAGCUAAUCUAUGUGUCUAUAGUUUGUCUUCUCUUCAUCAUUGGACUCCUGAAUAAUUUCUGUUCAUUCGUCACAUUCAAACGUCCAACGCCUCGAAAGUUUGGUGUCGGUAAUUAUUUGUUGAUUGUAAGUUGCCUCAAUCAAAUUUCUUUGGUCUGCUUGCUUUUCAAAUUUAUACAAAUUACCUUUGGAAUUGCUGAUAUUGGUUCAUGCAAAGUGAUUUCUUAUUUUUUUUCAGUGAUGACUAGAUCAACUAACUGGUUGACAAGUUGGAUAACUGUUGAUCGUCUUUCUAUGAUUCUCUAUUCAAGUUCAUCGGCUCUAAAAAACCCUCGUCUAGCUCUCGGGAUCAGUUUUUUUACAUUGAUCGUACUCUUCAGUAUGCACGUGCAUGAAAUAAUCUAUUACACAAUAAUUCGAAAUCGUGCCACUGGUUCAUCAAUUUGUGUAACAAAUUUUGGUAUCAGUUCAGUAUCUACUUACAAUCGAAUCUCUACUCUCAUUCAUUAUCUCUUUCCAUUCUUCAUUCAAAUCCUAUGCAUCACUUUUUUAAUUAUUCUGGCUGGACGUAGUCGAAUGAAAGCAGUUGGACGUAAGAUAUCGCUUAGUGAUAUGUUAAAAAAGCAAUUCAAGUCUCAGAAAGAACUUUAUGUGACGCCAACGAUCAUUGUUCUUUCUGCUUUUCCACAAGCCAUUCUUACAUUCAGUUUUGCAUGUUCACAAUUAAGUAAUUCGCAAAAUCAUACACUGCUUGGUUCCUAUCUACUUUCAUAUGCACCACAAAUUCUUGGUUUUAUUCUCUAUGUUCUGCCAUCGACUAGUUACAAGGAAGAAUUUUAUAAAACAUUUAUUGGUAAAAUGUCUUCGAAAUGGAUGUUGAGCAAGAAAAAGAGUAAGACUACUAUUAUGAAGACGAAAAUAAAAACAUCAAAAUAA